Molecule: messenger RNA, 6398 nt
Organism: Astyanax mexicanus (Mexican tetra)
Lineage: Eukaryota; Metazoa; Chordata; Actinopteri; Characiformes; Acestrorhamphidae
Gene: myo1ca
Product: myosin Ic, paralog a
Exons: 32
Coding region: 745-3894 (1049 amino acids)
Biological process (GO): actin filament organization; vesicle transport along actin filament
Cellular component (GO): myosin complex; actin cytoskeleton; vesicle
Molecular function (GO): ATP binding; microfilament motor activity; actin filament binding
Source: RefSeq, a predicted model, not a curated record
UUUUUGUUUGGAACUUUUGGAUACAACCGUUGCGAUGGGAUGUCAGCCACCGCGCUUAGUGGAUUUUUCCGGAAUCUGUUUUUCAUUUCUUUUUCUCUUUUUUUCCCUUUCUAAUUUUACUCAUGUCCUCCUCCACUCUCUGUAGACCCAGUGAUUCUCCGCUGUUUGACGUUUGCUUUUUGCCUCUUUGUUUCUCUUUAGGAGAGUGACUCAUUCCAGCUAUGUUAACAUGCUAGAGAAGAGAGCGAACGAAUGAGAGAGAGAGAGGGAAAGAGAGAGGGAGGGAGGGAGAGAAGAAAGAAGAGAACAGAAAGGAUAGAUGAUGGAAAGAGCAUGUUUCAACUUAAGGAAAGUCUGCAUAGAAUAGCAAUAGUUUACAGGCAGUGUGUUUGCUAAAGAAACAGAGAAAGGGAACAAGGGCGAGGGAGAAAGAGAGUUUAUGGGGAAAAUAAUGUAACGUAAAAUGAGGGAAUUAAACGAGUGAGGAGAAAAGCUUUGUUGUUGGGUGUGACAGUGUGUGUUGGAGUGUGUGUGAGACAGAAUUACUAAGAACUACAUUUAAGCAGAUGCAUUCUCGCACACACACACACACUCCAAGACUUGCGACUGAUGGCCUGUCAAACAAGCUCUGAGGAAUAACGCUGAGGGACUCCAGGAACAAGGGAUUCUUUUAGAAAGAGCAAGAGAAAGAGUAGAAGAAAGAAAGAAAGAAAGAAAGAAAGAAAGAAAGAGAGAAAGAGGAAGAUGAGGUACCUUGGCAGGGAGGUGGAUGUGGAGGGAGGUGUACGGUUGGUGAUGGAGAGCGCUCUGUCAGCGAGGGAUCGGGUGGGGGUCCAGGAUUUCCUGCUGCUGGAAAACUACACCAGUGAGGCAGCGUUCAUCGAGAACCUGCGCCGACGCUACAGAGAAAAUCUCAUAUACACAUAUAUUGGCUCUGUGUUGGUGUCGGUGAAUCCAUACAAAGAGUUGGAGAUCUACUCCAAACAGCACAUGGAGCGCUACAGGGGAGUCAACUUCUACGAGAUUUCACCUCACAUCUUUGCCUUAGCAGAUAACUCGUACCGUGCUGUGAGGACGGAGAGGAAAGAUCAGUGUAUUCUGAUCUCAGGAGAAAGCGGGGCAGGAAAAACAGAAGCGUCCAAAAAAAUCCUGCAGUACUACACCACCAUGUGUCCCACACGCAACAACACACACUCCAUCAGGGAGAGGCUACUGCAGUCCACACCAGUGUUGGAGGCUUUUGGGAACGCUAAGACUCUUCGCAAUGACAACUCCAGCAGGUUUGGGAAAUACAUGGAUGUGCAGUUUGAUUACAAGGGUGCUCCCAUUGGGGGCCACAUCCUGAACUACCUUCUGGAGAAAUCGCGUGUGGUGCACCAGAACCACGGAGAGAGGAACUUCCACAUUUUCUACCAGUUGUUGGAGUCAGGACACAGUGAACUGCUGAGGAGACUGGGCCUGGACAAGACCAACCCACAACAAUACCACUACCUGGUUAAAGGAAACUGUCCAAGAGUGAGCUCUAUCAGUGAUAAGAACAGCUGGAAAAUCGUCAGCAAAGCUUUCUCUGUCAUAGGCUUCAACGAGGAGGAGGUGGAGGAGUUACUGAAGGUUGUUGCUAGUGUUCUGCAUUUGGGAAAUACCCAGUUUGGAGAGGAUGAAUUUGGGGAGACGCACAUUACCACAGACACUCAAAUCAAAUUCCUGAGUGAGCUGUUGGGUGUGGACGGAUCGUUUCUAAGUGAAGCUCUCACUCAUAAGAAAAUUGUUGCCAAAGGAGAGGAGAUGAUCGGCCCACUCAGCCUCGAGCAGGCUCUCUCUGCUCGAGAUGCCCUGGCCAAAGCCAUUUAUGGCCGCACGUUUACCUGGCUCGUCCAGAAGAUCAACCAAUCGCUGGCCUUCCAGGAUGAAGUUUACUACACCAGCAAAUGCUCCUCAGUAAUCGGACUGCUGGACAUAUACGGCUUCGAGGUCUUUCAGAACAACAGCUUUGAGCAGUUCUGUAUUAAUUACUGUAAUGAAAAGCUGCAGCAGCUGUUCAUAGAGCUCACCCUGAAGAGUGAACAAGAAGAGUACGAGGCAGAAGGCAUUGGGUGGGAGUCGGUGGAGUACUUCAACAAUAAAGUCAUCUGUGACCUGGUGGAGGAGAAAUUCAAAGGCAUCAUCGCUAUUCUAGAUGAGGAGUGCUUACGGCCAGGAGAAGCCAGUGACAUCACCUUCCUGGAGAAGCUUGAGGACCGUUUGGGAGGCCACCCCCACUUUGUCACUCAUAAGCUGGCCAAUGGGAAGACUCGUAAGGCUCUGGGUCGCGAUGAGUUUCGGCUGCUGCAUUACGCAGGAGAGGUCAACUACAAUGUUAAUGGAUUUCUGGAUAAAAACAAUGACCUUCUGUACAGGAACUUGAAAGAGGUGAUGUGUCAGUCAGAGAAUCAGAUAGUGAAGGAAUGCUUCCAUACAGAUGAACUGACGGAUCAGAGAAGACCAGAAACAGCUGCUACUCAGUUCAAGCUGAGUUUGGCCAAACUGAUGGACAUUCUGAUGUCUAAAGAGCCAUCGUACAUCCGCUGCAUCAAGCCAAAUGAUGGCAAACAGCCAGGAAGGUUUGAGGAGGUGCUGGUGAGACACCAGGUGAAGUAUCUCGGCUUAAUGGAGAAUCUGAGAGUGAGAAGAGCAGGAUUUGCAUAUAGGCGGAGCUUCGAGGCUUUCCUGCAGAGGUAUAAGCCUCUGUGCCCAGACACUUGGCCAAACUGGCAGGGUAACCUGUCAGAUGGUGUGUCCACUCUAGUCAGACACCUCAAUUACAAACCAGAGGAGUACAAACUGGGCAGGUCCAAAAUCUUCAUCCGAUUCCCAAAGACCCUCUUCUUGACAGAGGACGCUCUGGAAAUCCGGAAACCAAGCAUUGCCAUCGUCCUGCAGAAGAACUGGAGGGGUUACAGAGAACGAGCCAAAUACCAUCGAAUCAGACAUGCAGUGAUCGUGAUCCAGUCAUGGUGGAGGGGAGUCAAAGGGCGCAGAAGAGCCACACGCCGCAGACAGGCUGCUGACACAAUCCGCAAUUUAAUAAAAGGCUUUAUUCUGAGGAAUGAGCCCCGUUGCCCCGACAACGAGUACUUCCUGGAUCACGUCCGUUUCUCCUUCUUGAUGACAAUCAAAAGGAACCUGCCAAAGAAUGUUCUAGACAGAACCUGGCCCAGACCCCCGCCUUCGCUCUCAGAGGCCUCGGUCCAUCUGCACCGCCUCUGUAUACGCAACCUGGUUAAUGACUACUGCAGGAAAAUCCAACCAGAAUGGAAGAACCAGUUGGAGCAAAAGGUUGUAGCCAGUGGCAUCUUUAGGGGACAGAAAGACAAUUACCCUCAAAGUGUCCCAAGACUGUUUGUGGGCACCAGACUAGAGAAUGAAGAGAUCAAUCUGAAGGUGCGGCAAACUCUUGGCAGUGAUAACAGAGUGAAGUAUGGGGUGGCAGUCACCAAGUAUGAUCGCCGCGGGUUCCGUGCACGGCCAAGACAGCUGCUGCUGAUGGCAACCGGAGUGAUUCUGGUACAGGAGUCCAAAAUCAAGCAGCGCAUCGACUACAGUUCACUACUGGGAAUCUCUGUCAGUUCUCUCAGCGAUGGACUUUUUGUCAUGCACGUUCCCACUGCUGACAGUAAGCAGAAGGGAGACCUGGUGCUGCAGUGUGAUCAUGUGAUCGAAGCCGUCACCAAACUCGCCAUUAUGGCGGACAAGAUACACAACGUCAACAUCAGUCAGGACAGUAUUAAGUUUGCAAUAGCCAGGGGCAAAGAGGGGGUGAUUGACUUCACCUAUGGGGCGGAGCUAAGAGUGAUCAAGACCAAAAAUGGACGCUUGGCAGUGACUGCCCCCCGAAUAAACAGCAACAGCAUUUAAUCAAGUGUCGACCAAUCACAGCUCACCAUGAAGAAGCUUUUUUUGCUGUGGGCCAGUCAUUUGCUGGAGGACAAUCUGCUUUAGCCAAUCACCAUAAAAAGCCACACCUCUUUUUUUUUAUUUUGCAGCUUACCUUUAAACCAAAACCACUUUUUAUGGACUACUGUUCUGUGCUGAAAUGAUAAUUAUGUUUGACAGUUUGUUUUAAAUGCGCCAUUUUUUUUUUUUUUGUCGCUGUUGAUUCACUUUCACAUUUAAAACAUUUAGUGUGACUAAUGAAAUGAAUUAUGCACUUAACAUUAUUAAUACUAGUACUGUUACAAUGAUUAGUUUAAACAUGUAAUCUUACAGUGUUAUUAUAUGGAGUUUGAUUCUUAAACUGACCAAAUGACCCAUUCAUUUCAAAUGCCCAGAAAAUGCCCAGAAAACUUCACACUAGUUUAGACAGAGGAAGAUCGCUCUCUGUUACAUGCCAGAGAAUCUCCUGUAGUACAGCAGAGCACGGCUCACUUCCUCUUUGAAUUGCCUUCCGCUCACCUCACAGUUUCCCAGUUCUCUAGGACCUCUAGAGAAUCUGAAAUGAAGAAUCAUGAAUUCUAGGUUGUGUAUAUUGUGUAUAGUUUAAUGUUGACACCAGUAUACCUUACAUACAUUCAUAAACUGCAACAUAUUAGACAAAAUCACUAUUAACAUUAACACAGAGAAACAUUUGUUUAUGUUACAAAUGCAAUACAGUUAUAUUGUGCAGAUAUAAUGAAAGUUCAAAAUAUAUUUUACACAGCAGGUAAAGGUACCCCAAAAUCAAUCUUUUUCAUUAUUUGUGACACACGGCAAUAAAAACACAUUAAAUCUGACAUUUACAUUUACUAUUAAAGUCUGAUUCAUAUGAGACCAUUUAUUCCUAUUCUUAAAGGUCUCCUUCCACUAAAAUCCCCUUUUUCUUGUUAUUUGUGAAAUACAGUAGGUCUCUCUGAGUUGUAUAUGAUGCUGCACAUGAAACUGUUUCUCAACCUCCAUUGUCUGCAGCAGCUAGUAAAAGAAUAUACUCUGAAAAUCGAGAAAGCUCUGUGUCUACGUCAACUCGUGAAUUAGUAUUUAUGACCUCGCCCAUCUUGGCUUGGGAACCGCCCACACAGAGCUGAAGCCUUGCUGCAGUAGAGCCGACACUGUCAGCUAAAGCGCUUGCAGCUUACGUUUACACCAGCUACUUAGCAUUAGCUAUCUUGUGCAAGUAACUGUAGGUUUAAAUUGGAUCGCCGGUUGAUUCCGCGUUUUACCAAGACCUUAAAUAUACACUAUUGAAGCACAGUUUGACAAGGUAGCACAACUCGACAUGAAGCAACUGAUCUGUCAGACACAUGCACUCCUUAAUAGGAUGCUGGUGAGGAUGAAACUAAAACUUCAUGGGAAGCGCAGCUCUUUUGUGAAUGCUCGUCAGUUUAGGAGCAUGAACUAUUCUAUUGUCAAAUAUUGGUGAUAUUAAAAAGACAGUGUGAACAGACUUAAAAUACAUCAGAUUUGCUGAAGAAAACCUGUUUUGGGCACUGUUAUUGUAGUCAAACCAAAUCAAAGUAUCUCUAUUUUUGCCCUCAUACAGUUGAUAUAAUGUGAGUCAGGCAGUUGUGUUUGAUUUCCACUGAAAAUUACGAAUGCUUUUUCCAUCUUCUAGGUGGUUUUGGCAUGACUGCGACAAAUUAUUCACAAAAAGAAUUCUUUCUCAUUAUUUUUUAAAAUGUUACCAGUUUCAUGAAGCAUCUUAGAAAUACAGUUUUUGCUGCACUACAUUUAGAACUCAUUCAAUCACAUGACCUUUUAUUUAUGCUGAUGGGGAAUAUAGUGUGAGAAAUGGCAGUGGAGGGCAGCACUGGUCAGAAACGGCCAACAGAGGAUAAUUUUUAAAGGGUCUGUAUGGUCAUUAAAACCUGGAAAAAUCAUGGAAUCUGAAACAGAUAUUUACAGGCCGGGAUACGUUUUGGAAAAAUAAAAAUACCCAGAAAGUUUUAGAAAAGUCAUGGAAAUUUUUGGGUUAAAAGGUGUAUGAACCCUGUUUAUAAAUAAAACCAUAUAAACAAGAAUCCAUUAUUCCCCAAUUACCAUACAAAUGCAAUAAAUGUUAAAAACAAGCAAUAUUAUUAACAACAUUUAUAACAAAGCUUACUUGAUAAGUAUUCAAUUUUACAACCUGUUUCCAUUUAAUCUGUCACUGUUACAAUCUGAGUUAUAAAUGUUUUAGGACAAUAUCUUUAAAAUAAUUUGACUCCAGAUCUGCCUCAGAACUGAACCAGUGGUUUUUAAAUUUUAUAUAUAUAAAGUAACAAAGAUAUUCAUCAACUGUGAGAACAACUGCUGGAAACUCAUUUCCGUGUAAUUCCUUAAAUAGCAUGUAUUCUCCAUCAAAUGAAAGGAUGCAAAUAUGUUAAAAAGGAAUCACAUUAUUUGUAAAUGUAAUGUUGAUUGAUUUUUCUGAAGGAAAAAAUAAUAAAUAAUAAAUUCACUCAAAUGAA